This is a messenger RNA of Limanda limanda (common dab), 2577 nucleotides long. It is a transcript of the gene fbxo28, whose product is annotated as F-box protein 28. The transcript is spliced from 5 exons. NCBI's taxonomy places the organism in Eukaryota, Metazoa, Chordata, Actinopteri, Pleuronectiformes, Pleuronectidae. Bases 1 to 1140 code for a protein of 379 amino acids. The record is from RefSeq and is a predicted model, not a curated record. Gene Ontology annotation, biological process: protein polyubiquitination. Gene Ontology annotation, molecular function: protein binding.
AUGGCUGCCGUCGUGGAGAGGGUCGAUGGAUGUGUUGGCUCCUUGGACUCAGAAGCGGUGUCACCGAGACAGUCCACUCCUCCACCUGACCAUCCGCACCAGAACAACCCGCUGUUAGGACUGCCCAUCGUGGCCAUUGAGGCCAUCCUCAAUUUCUUGUCCUACGAUGAAAUCAGCCUGCUCCGCUCGGUUUGCAAGCGCAAGGACAUUAUCUGCCAGCGUGUUCUCAAUCAGGGCUUCCUAAAGGUGGAGCGUUACCACAGUCUAUGUCAGAGACAAGUUAAAGCCCAACUACCCAGGCGAGAAUCAGAGAGGAGAAAUCAUUCACUGGCCCGUCAUGCAGAUAUCCUGGCUGCCGUGGAAACGCGCCUCUCUCUGCUCAACAUGACCUUCAUGAAAUAUGUCGACUCCAACCUCUGCUGCUUCAUCCCUGGAAAGGUGAUAGAUGAGAUAUAUCGUGUGCUGCGCUAUGUGAACUCCACUCGUGCCCCCCAGCGAGCUCAUGAGGUUCUUCAGGAGCUGAGGGAUAUCUCCUCCAUGGCCAUGGAGUACUUUGAUGAGAAGAUCGUCCCCAUCCUGAAGAAGAAGCUGCCAGGUGCUGAUCUGUCUGGCCGUCUCAUUGGGUCUACACCAGUGGCAGGUCCAUCUACCUCCCUGACCACCAUGUCCCUGCUGGCAAAGAACACACCAUCCCGCUCUGAGAUGACCAAGGUGCAGCAGCAGGUGAAGGUGAAUGGGGCGUCCAUGACAGUAAUGCGGAGGGAGAUGCAAGAAAUCCGUGUGAAACAGCUGGAGCAGCAGAAGCAGCUGCAGGACCAGGAGCAGAAGCUGCUGGAACAGACCCAGGUGAUUGGUGAACAGAACGCCCGGCUUGCGGAGCUAGAGCACAAGCUCCGUGAACUGAUGGACAAUAGCGCCGCUGCAAUUGGAGGAUCCAGGCCCAACACAGCUGUCCCCUCCACAUCUAGCAGCGUGUCCUCAACUGUUGCCAGUACGUCUGGUACUGUGCCGGCAAGUGGCAGCAUGGCAGCAGUCUCAAUACCAGUAGAGCCAGAGGGUCCGGGAGGGUCAUCACUCAAACGCACCAGAAAGAACUCAGACCUUCCACGGCAGUCGAAACGGCUGCGCAGCAAGAAAUAAGAGACUCAGUGUGUUAUUUAGUUAAGUUUUGAUUUUGGUUUCAACAUCUGACUGAUCACACCUUAUUCCCAAUGACCUGCGUCACCAACUCUCAUUGUCUGUCCAGUUUGUCAGAUGAGUCACAAAUAGAAAUAUCCCUGUAUGCUUUACCAGUGUUUUCUCUUUUUUGUGGUAUUGGAUUUGAGAAUAGUGUUAAAUACAUUGCUGCUGUAUCACAGUUAAAACCAUGAGCCCACAGCUUCAUCAAGACUUUGCACAACGUUGACAGGGUCAACAUUAGAUUUGAAUUUACUGUCUUUUGUUUUUCUAUAUUUCUCUUGUUAACAAAUGGCAUGAAACCACCUACAGCAAUGGGUUGGUGUCCUUCUACACUUUCUGAUUUCCCCUGUGGCUUUCAGCUCGGAGCCAAUUGGUUCAUACUGAAGACGUGAAUCUCAUAGGUAUUUAGUAACUUUUUUUUUAUGCUCCCAACAAAGCUGCAUGCUGCAGUAUUUCUUUUUUCAGUCCUCAACAUGGGAGUUAUCUACAAAAAGAAAAAUAUAGAAUAUCUAAAAACUUACAGGGAUUGUUAGUAACAGCUAUAUCAAGGGUAGGGCAGGAAGUUGGCCUAUUGCAGCAAGAUUACAUUGAAAUUACUGCACAGAUUUUUAAUCUAGAUGCUUUUUCAAGAAGCUUUUAGGUUUAUGUUCUGGUAUUACAGAACAGAAAUUCAGAUGAUCUGUAAAAAAAGUGAAAAACUAAAGUGACAAAGUGCAUGACUUAUUCAUAAUACUACUUAAAAUGCUAGAACCAAAUUGAAGUGACAUGUUAUAGGUAAUAAUUUAUGUCCCUUCCAUUUUCACAUGACGAAGUCUGCAUCCAUAAACAUUCAUUUAAUUCACAUUUGCUUUUUUCUGACCUGGCUAUGUGCAAUAACAAUCAUCUAAAUAGUAAUAUGUAGUUUAUAUUCCUUUCCAGUUGCUCUGUUAUUCUAUUCAAAAUUGCUGCUCAGACAUUUCUAGUUAAAUAAGUUUAUGAAUCCCCUUUAAGGAAGGAUGUGAUCCUACAGAAGGAAAAGGAAGUGUUCGGGUAGCAUUAGUCAGUGUCACCUGUUGACUGAUGCCUUCUCUGCUUGCAGGGCCUAACAGGGGUAAAUGUUGUCUAUAAGGGGAUUGUAUUUCCCAGAUAUCAUUGUUCGAAAUGCAGCUGUGGCUCCGCUUUGUGUGAAAACAAUUUCUUCAGAAGAUGUACAGCGAGAGCUGACCCUUUAUAGCUCUGAGGUUAAUGCUUUCCCAUUAGAAGUUACUGUAUGUGGACAGAGAAACUAUAGGACUACAGUCCAAUGGCAACACAUUUUAAGCAUCUGUCCUUCACGGAUCCUACUGGUGUUUUUACAUAUUUCAUCCCAUAUUCUACAAUUAUUGUACUGCUCAAUACAGCGAAACGUUUUGCAAAGAA